Molecule: messenger RNA, 480 nt
Organism: Paralichthys olivaceus (Japanese flounder)
Lineage: Eukaryota; Metazoa; Chordata; Actinopteri; Pleuronectiformes; Paralichthyidae
Product: transmembrane protein 138-like
Cellular component (GO): cilium
Source: RefSeq, a predicted model, not a curated record
CUGCUCUCCUUCGACCUGUUCGUCAACUCGUUCAGCGAGCUGCUGAGGACUGAGCCCGCCGUGCAGCUGGUGCUUUUCAUAAUCCAGGACAUCUCCAUCCUGUUUAACCUGAUCAUCAUCCUGCUGAUGCUGUUCAACACCUUCGUGUUCCAGGUCGGCCUGGUCGCCAUAUUGCUCGAGCGGUUUAGAAUGCUGCUAAUGCUCUCUGCCCUCUACCUGACCUUCAGCAUCAUACUCCACUCCUGGCUCAUGAAUCUGCGUUGGCUGAACACCAACAGAUACGUGUGGACAGACGGUCUUCAGGUGCUGUUCGUGUUCCAAAGAACCGCUUCGGUGUUGUACUACUACUUCUACAAGAGGACCGCAGAGUAUCUGGGCGACCCUCGUCUCUACGAGGACUCACAGUGGCUGCGAGACGUCUUCGCUCAAGUCAGACAGUGAGCACACGAGGCCACAGACGUCGGAUCCAGAGCACAAAUC